This is a messenger RNA of Salvia hispanica, 2524 nucleotides long. RefSeq names its product serine/threonine protein phosphatase 2A 57 kDa regulatory subunit B' kappa isoform-like. Gene Ontology annotation, biological process: signal transduction. Gene Ontology annotation, cellular component: protein phosphatase type 2A complex. Lineage: Eukaryota; Viridiplantae; Streptophyta; Magnoliopsida; Lamiales; Lamiaceae. The record is from RefSeq and is a predicted model, not a curated record. Gene Ontology annotation, molecular function: protein phosphatase regulator activity.
GCGAAAUCCCAUGUCGUGGUGAUGGUGGAUCUUCACUCUGAACCACUGUGAAAAAGCGCAAGCAUCAUCAUUUCCAUUUCUCAUUUCCUUCCAAUUCCCAAUUUGUUUUCUUCCCUUCCAUUUUGAAUUCUUGAAACAAACAACCGCAAAAAAAAAAGAAAAUUUGUGAUGAAAUUAUUGACGACGCCCCUCUCUUUCUCAGCCCAUCAAUGGCAAAUUUCCUAGGUUUUUGGCAUCCACGAACACAUACACCUUUAUUGCACAUAUAUCAUAACACAAUGUAUAUGUGUAACUGAAGAUCCCAGCUUUUUCCCCCCUCUAAUCAUAAUGUGUGUUUGUGGUUUUUGCAAUUUUGUCCCCUCUCCUCAAUUUGGGGAAUCCUAGGUUUUUAUCUGUUGAUUUCUUCGGAUUUUUUAGCCCUUGAAGGAUUGAUUCAGUUUCUCUCACUUUUGAAUUAUGGUUUCUGCUGCGGUGGGUUGUUCAUUGGAUUCUGGUUGGGUGCAGCUGAGGAAUUCUGGGGGUGCAUUGAUGAAUUUAUAGCUAUUUUGUUCAGAAAUUGUGUAGAGAUCUCGUAUUUUUGUGUAGUUUAUGCGAUUGUUUAGGAUAUUUCUCAAUUUAGGUUGGUUUUUUUCUCAGGUGCCCAAUUUUUUUUUUAAUCAUCAUUGGUUGUUAUUAUGUUUGUGGGUUAGGUUUUCUUUCAUUCCCUAUACUUUACUCCAAAAUGCCUUUAAUUUGAAGCACUAAAGUUUCAGUCUUUUUCCUUAGAGCUAUAUUCUUGAGCUUUUCCUUAGAUAAAUCCUCGAGAAGCCAGAAUGUGGAAACAAAUUCUUGGUAAGUUGCCUCGGAAAUCCCAGAAAUCAGAUUCUGAUUCUCCAAGAAGCCCUAGCCCGGGGCCGAAUUCGUCAUCUGCUGGCGGCCCUGCUGCGAAAAAAGCUUCGGCCGCAGUCUUUCCGGCCUGUGUGAUUGCUGGAAUCAAGCCGUUACAAGCCUUCAAGGACGUUCCGACCUCGGAGAAGAUGAAUCUUUUCAUAAGUAAGCUGAGCCUCUGCUGUGUAGUGUUUGAUUUCACUGAUCCCAUGAAGAAUGUUCAAGAAAAGGAGCUUAAACGAGCCACAUUGCUCGAGCUGCUUGAUUUUGUAUCGCAGUGCCCCCUGAAAUUCACAGAGCCUGCGAUUUUAGCUUCUUGCAAGAUGUGCUCAGUUAACUUGUUUCGUGUUUUCCCACCAAGUAUUCGGUCUAGUAGCUCGAAUUCAGGUGAGAAUGACAAUGAUGACGAGCCAACAUUUGAUCCGGCCUGGGCGCACUUACAGAUGGUGUAUGAUUUCCUGCUCAAGUUUGUGACUUCGCCCUCUUUGGAAACUAAAGUCGCCAAGAAAUAUAUCAAUUGCGCCUUUAUUCUGAAAAUCAUCGACUUGUUUGAUUCAGAGGAUCCCCGGGAAAGGGACUGUUUGAAGGCGAUUCUUCAUAGGGUAUAUGGGAAGUUCAUGGUUCAUCGGCCAUUUAUAAGGAAGUGUAUGAGCAGUGUGUUCUACAGAUUCGUGUUUGAGACGGAGAAACAUAAUGGGAUUGCAGAGUUGUUAGAGAUUUUUGGGAGUGUGAUCACCGGAUUCGCUCUGCCUCUAAAGGAGGAACACAAGAUCUUUCUUUCAAGGGUACUGAUUCCUCUGCACAAGCCAAAGUCAUUGGCGGUUUACUUUCAGCAGCUGUCAUAUUGUGUGAGCCAGUUUAUUGAGAAGGAACCGAAGCUGGCUGGUUGUGUGAUUAAGGGGCUUUUGAAAUAUUGGCCCGUCACGAAUAGCCAGAAGGAGGUGAUGUUUUUGGGUCAGUUGGAGGAGAUUCUUGAAAUAAUUAACAUGGCCGAGUUUCAAAAAGUCAUGGUUCCUCUGUUUUGGCGUCUUGGUCACUGCAUUAAUAGCUACCAUUUUCAGGUAGCCGAAAGGGCUCUUUUCCUGUGGAACAACGAUCAAGUGGUGAACCUAAUCGCGCACAACCGGCAAGUCAUUGUGCCAAUAGUCUUCCCAGCUCUGGAAAGAAACGCAGAGCACCACUGGAACCAGGCUGUCCUGAACUUGACUCUAAACGUGAAACGGAUGCUGGCAGAGAUGGACGACACAUUGAUUGUGGCCUGCAUUGCAAAUUACAAGGAGGACCAAGCGCGUAAAAAGUCGGAGGUGGAGAGACGGAAGGAAGUGUGGGAGCGUCUGGAGAAUGCCGCGAGUCUCCAGCCGGUGACGGGUAGGACUGCAGUUCUGGUAAACUUGGUGUAGAGUCGGCGUUGAUGAUUCUGCUUGCCUUGGGGGUUUUUGCGGUGGGGGAAACCGAGAAGGAGCCGUGUCGGAAUCGCUGUCGUUGGCAUGGUAAGGACGCCCAGCCUGGUGUUACAAACCCUAAUCAGAAUCUGCUGUUUCAAUGUUUAAAUGUCUAUUUCUCUUCCCCAGAAAGGGCAUGGGAAGGGUCUCUGCCUUAGUUCAUAUUUUUGCUGAACUAACUGUUGUUUGUUAGUCAUUUCCUUUUUCACUUUGUU